Messenger RNA from Dreissena polymorpha, 1756 nucleotides. RefSeq names its product ras-related C3 botulinum toxin substrate 1-like. The transcript has 6 exons. Gene Ontology annotation, biological process: small GTPase-mediated signal transduction. Bases 263 to 835 code for a protein of 190 amino acids. Gene Ontology annotation, molecular function: GTP binding; GTPase activity. The record is from RefSeq and is a predicted model, not a curated record. Lineage: Eukaryota; Metazoa; Mollusca; Bivalvia; Myida; Dreissenidae.
CUUUGCAAACAGUUUGGAUCCAGAUGAGACGCCACAGAACGUGGCGUCUCAUCAGGAUCCAAACUGUUUGCUAUUCUGAUAGUAUUCUUUGAAAAAAAUCGAAGAAAAUGCUAAUUUUAGAAAUUCUGCAGACGACAUUUCAGCAGACGACAAAUUUCCCAGCAUGCAAAGGGUUAAGUAAGAAUUGUGUCCGCGGGAUAAUAGUUUUAGUUGGCAAAAGAUCGAGUGCUUCAAAGGAUUACGUUAGAAGUUGAACCAAAAAAUGCAGUCUAUAAAAUGUGUUGUUGUAGGAGACGGAGCUGUGGGUAAAAGAUGUCUGCUGAUUAGUUACACGAAGAACGCCUUUCCAGAGGAGUACACAGUGUUCGAUAACUAUUCAGCCGUCGUGAUAGUAGACGGUGAUCCAAUCACCAUGUGGCUCUAUUGUUUAGCGGGUCAAGAAGAAUACGAUCGCCUGAGAGUGAUCGCCUAUCCACAAACGGAUGUUUUCUUAAUUUGUUUCUCGCUGAUCAAUCCAGACAGUUUUGAAAAUGUGCGGCAGAAGUGCUUCCCGGAAGUGAACCACCAUUGCCCUCACACGCCCAUCAUCCUAGUGGGAACCAAGCUAGAUCUCCGAGAUGAUAAAGAGACCACGAAAAAGCUAAAGGUGCGAAAGCUCUCAGUGGUUACACAUAAACAGGGCCGGACUCUUGCGAAAGAUGCGAAUGCCGUGAAGUAUUUGGAGUGUUCCGCUCUUACACAACAGGGUCUGAAAACCGUUUUUGAAGAAGCCAUACGGGCCGCAAAUGACCCACAAAAACACAUAAAAAAGAAGGAUCGGUGUACGCUUUUUUGAUGUAACAGCGCAUAGCAAUCAAUUUUAAUGGAAUCGGUGACUACCAAAAACUGCUUUAACUGCAAAAAUGAUGUAUAGGACAUGGUUUUGCAGUUUUUCAAUAUUAAAAAUGAAUGUUACUAAUGUAAUUGUGUCUUGGACGUUUUAACACUCAUAGUACAUGUAUUAUUUGUGUCUGUUCCGUUUGCCUGAACACUUCUGACUACUUUAAUAUGUGUGGUUAACCCUUUGCAUGCUGGGAAAUUUGUCGUCUGCUAAAAUGUCUUCUGCUGAAUUUCUAAAAUUAGCAUUUUCUUCGAUUUUUUUCAAAGAACACUAUCAGAAUAGCAAACAGUUUGGAUCCUUAUGAGACGCCACGUUCUGUGGCGUCUCAUCUGGAUCCAAACUGUUUGCAAAGGCCUUCAAAAUCCGGUUCCCGCACUGAAAGGGUUAAAUGUAUUUGUUAACACGUUAUUUAAUCGCCAUCUAUUAUUAAUGAAGAAAGGCAAUUUAACAGUCUUGAAUGUAUAUGAUUAAACAACUAUUAUUUGUUGCUUUAAAGAUUUUAUGUGUCCACAAUUUAUCUAAAUAGAAGUAUUUAAGUACUAUCACAUGACCUUUUUAAUUGAAUUUAUUAGAUAAAUUUUACACGCACAGGCUUUAACAUUUAAGCCACAUGAGUCGGUUAACUGAAUAUGGCAAUGACAGAGUUUGAGUUUGACACAUUGCUUUUUUAUCGGGUAGUUUUUACGUUUUGUGGUUUUCAACCAGAAAUCAUGGUGUAGCAAAUUGAGACUUCAUUUUACAAUUCAAUAACCCAGUCAUCUUGUAUACACGUGUAUUUAAAUGUUGCUUACACUUGUUGUUGUUUGUUUGUUAUUUUUAUUAUUUGUAUCAACACAUGUUUACAGUAUGAAAUACAUAUGAAAAAUUCACACACAA